AUGUCGUCUCUUAAAGAUACCAUCUCCCAGACCGUAGUCCUCAUCGCCAGAGCCACCACCACGACCGGCUCCGACGACAAGAACGACCAGGAGACCGACCGCGACCGCGGCAGCAAUUCCAGCUCCCCGCUCCUCUUCUUCGUCGCCCUAGGCUUUGGCGUCGUCUUCACCAAUCUAUGGAUCAUUGUUGGCGUCAAAUACUGCUUUCGAUACAACGCUCGUAAUCGAGCCGCCCGCUUGAGCGAGGAGGGUGAACCCAUCAACAUGGAGAACAUGCCGCGCCCUCACCGUCGCCGCCGCGAGAAGAAACUCAUGACCAUGGACGAGGUCAACGACAAGUUCCCCAUGAUGAAGUACAAGGCCUGGGUCUCGAGUCGUGCCCACGAAGGUCUCCCCACCGCCGGCGGCAUCGACCCAGACGCCGCACGACCCGCCGCCACCCUCGGCAACGCUGACGGCAUCCUCCCCGACGCCUCGGUCAACGAGCGGACAUUGUCCGACAACCCUUCACCAUCAUCCCAGCAGCCCGCCGACAACAACAACAACAACAGCACCACCAUCACAACUGCCACCUCUAGGGAAGCAUCGCCCACCCGUGCUGCCCCCACCAGCGACGGCGACGACGACGACGACAACAUCAAUGAGAAGAGGCAAGACAUUCAGCAACAAUCGCGACCAGUCUCUGGCCACGACCAGGGCCAGCCCUCGACCAACACCCAGCGCGUCGACAGCCGCGACGACGACGAUGACGACGACGACGACGACGAGCACAUCAACGCUGCCCUACCCCCCGACCGUAUCCAGGCCCCCGGCGACUCUUGCGCCAUCUGCAUCGACACGCUCGAGGAUGACGACGACGUGCGCGGCCUCACCUGCGGCCACGCCUUCCACGCCGGCUGCAUCGACCCCUGGCUCACCAGCCGCCGCGCCUGCUGCCCCCUCUGCAAGGCAGACUACUACAUCCCCAAGCCGCGUCCCAACCAGGAUGGCCAGGACCCCAACGCCGCCAGCCCGCCUGCGUUUGACGCCCCCGCCAACUCGCGUCUCAACCUGCCUACCGUGCUCAGGAGCGUCUUCCGCACUCCGACCUACGAUCCCCAGAUUACCGCACCUCCCCGCCGUUCACGUCGGAGGAGAGCACGGGCCGACAACUCCGCGCCUGGACGGCAACGGACCGCUAGCACCCGAGAAGUGGGUUCCAGCCCCGGCAUGUUUGCUUAUAUGCGCUCCGCUCUGAGGUUCGGCAGCCGUGGAAACGACCGGACGACAGGCAGCUCGACACAGCAGCAAGCCGAGGUGACUCCAUCGCAACUCGAGUCUGGCACCGCCCGAGCAUGA
This is a messenger RNA of Geosmithia morbida, 1338 nucleotides long. Its product is annotated as Zinc finger, C3HC4 type (RING finger). Lineage: Eukaryota; Fungi; Ascomycota; Sordariomycetes; Hypocreales; Bionectriaceae. The transcript has 2 exons. The record is from RefSeq and is a predicted model, not a curated record. Gene Ontology annotation, biological process: ubiquitin-dependent protein catabolic process. Gene Ontology annotation, cellular component: cytoplasm. Gene Ontology annotation, molecular function: ubiquitin protein ligase activity. The coding region runs from base 1 to 1338 and encodes 445 amino acids.